Molecule: messenger RNA, 1908 nt
Organism: Marchantia polymorpha subsp. ruderalis
Lineage: Eukaryota; Viridiplantae; Streptophyta; Marchantiopsida; Marchantiales; Marchantiaceae
Source: the annotation of a GenBank genome assembly
GUGGUCGACGGGGAGAAGAAGGAAGCUCGCAGCAGCAGCAGCAGCAGCAGCGGCAGAGGUGCAGGCAUAGCACGGUUGCGCCACGGCAUCCGAACAUUUCUGCAUUCCACCGCCUCUACGCCUUCUUCUUCUCUUCUCUCUCUCUGUCUCUCGCUCUCGGGAGAUCCUCGUCGAUCUCUAACUCAGGCCGGCCGCCAUGUCGAACCUCAAUGAGUUGGUCAACAUGAAAAUCGAGGAUGUGACCGGCAGCAUCAUCGCCGAGUACAUCUGGAUCGGUGGAUCAGGUACCGAUAUUCGUAGCAAGGCUCGGACUCUUCCCGGACCUGUCAGCAGCCCGAGCGAAUUGCCCAAGUGGAAUUACGACGGAUCGAGCACCGGUCAAGCGCCCGGAAAGGACAGCGAAGUCAUUCUCUACCCCCAGGCUAUCUUCAGGGAUCCAUUCCGCAGGGGAAACAACAUUUUGGUUGUCUGCGACUGUUACACCCCACAAGGCGUGCCGAUCCCCACCAACAAGCGUGCUGCUGCAGCCGAGAUUUUCAGCAACCCUGACGUGGUCAAGGAAGAGCCAUGGUACGGCAUCGAGCAGGAGUACACUCUGCUCCAAAAGGAAGUGAAGUGGCCAAUUGGCUGGCCGCUGAAUGGCUACCCUGGACCCCAGGGACCCUACUACUGCGGGACUGGAGCAGACAAGGCUUGGGGCCGAGACAUUGUGAACGCGCACUACAAGGCCUGCUUGUACGCAGGCAUCCAGAUUGGAGGCAUCAACGGGGAGGUCAUGCCGGGACAGUGGGAGUUCCAAGUAGGUCCCUCCGUCGGCAUCGCCGCCGGCGACCAGCUCUGGGCCGCGCGUUACAUUCUCGAGAGGAUCACGGAAAUCGCAGGAGUCGUCCUUUCGCUCGACCCCAAGCCCAUCGAGGGAGACUGGAACGGGGCCGGAUGCCACACCAACUACAGUACGAAGACCAUGCGCGAGGAGGGAGGCUACGCCGAAAUUAAGAAGGCCAUCGAGAAAUUGGGCCUGAGGCAUAAGGAACACAUCGCUGCGUACGGUGAAGGCAAUGAGCGCCGUCUGACCGGCAAGCACGAGACUGCGUCCAUCAACAAUUUCUCAUGGGGAGUCGCUAACCGUGGUGCAUCCGUCCGCGUUGGCCGCGACACCGAGAAGGAUGGCAAGGGUUACUUCGAGGAUCGCCGUCCCGCAUCAAACAUGGACCCCUACAUCGUCACCUCGAUGAUCGCACAAACAACCCUUCUGAUGAAAUGAAAGCGAAGAUCGGAUGCUGUUUGCUUCUGGGUAGUUAGUGCAGCGAUAGCAGCGGUGUUAUUCAAACUGAGGCGACUGUGUAGAAAGCGAUGUUGAGAAACAAAGCAGCGGGGAGAGAGAGGACCAUGUUGUAUAUGUAUGAUCAUGGAAGGAUAAAUUGGCGUGGCAAUGAGUUCAUAGAGUCCGGCAGGAGAGCCGUACCGAGUAACAUUCACGUGAGCUUGAAAUCUCGCGUCCUCACACGCAUCGUCAUGCGAGAGAGUUGAAGUGAGAGUGUAUUAGCUGCAGCAGCAACCUGAGUGGAGAAAAGGCAUCGCAAGAAGAAGGCGAUCGGCGCUGCGUGGGUCGAUUGGUUUCCUCAAAGAGUUAAUAGGGAAUGUAUGGCAUGCCCCCCAGUCGCCCACAAGGCGUCGCGAGCUCGGAAGAGUAGUAGAAGCAAAAUUGUCUUUAGUUUGAGGUGCCGACAGAACUGAUGAAGCAUUCCCAAGGAGGUUGAUCACGCACGAGUGUUGUGGAGGGCAGCCGAGUAUAGCAGCAUGAAGUACUGAAAUCUGGAAAGCUUCUUAGACCACACCUCUUGUCGGACUGUUCUCGCCGCCAACAAUUAAUAAACAACUCAUUCAAUGGGACUGAUUUUCAUUGUU